Uranotaenia lowii is the source of this 1926-nucleotide messenger RNA. RefSeq lists its product as uncharacterized. The coding region runs from base 397 to 1836 and encodes 479 amino acids. The transcript has 4 exons. The record is from RefSeq and is a predicted model, not a curated record. NCBI's taxonomy places the organism in Eukaryota, Metazoa, Arthropoda, Insecta, Diptera, Culicidae.
GACGUCAAACCGAACGUCAAAGAAUUGCAACGGGACUUUUUCUGAAAAAGACGCUCUGUGGCGUGCUGCUGUGAGGAAUUUUCAAUUUUAAGUAAAAUCCUCGCUAGUUUUUCGGUUAAGCAAGUGUAAAACUACUCAUCAGCACUAUCUUGCUGCUUGCACCUGUUUACCGAAGAGCCGCCAUUUCUAUUCGUCAGCGUCGCUUGAAUUUCGAUUUUCUCGGCUGAAUCAGCUUUAGGAAAAUUGAUUGCUAGACUUCGGAUAAACGGCGUGACCUGUCAGUUUCAUUACCUAAACAAACCUUCUCUAGCAGAAGUGCAUAGGUAUACCCAAUAUCGGUACUCUUGUUUUCAGUACAUUAUCUGCAAAAAGUUUGACUAGUGUAAAAGUAUCAUUAUGGCUGACGUAGUAAAAACAGAAGAGAAGGCCCCGGAAGUUAAGCCCACGGAAACCAGUGAGGCAGAAACUAAGCCCACUGAGGAAGCUACAGAGGUGAAAAAGGAAGAAACCACCGAAGGUGAUAAACCGAAAGAAGGCGAUAAAGCCGCCGAUGCUGAGAAGCCCAAGUCAUUCGACACUUCCAGUUUGAAUACUUCUUCCAAGAAGCGAUUCUACUGGUUGGUCGAGCAAGGCUACAGCAAAGAAGAAGCGUUGAAACUUGCCCCUGAUGCUGCAAAGGUUGCAGAAUUGCGGGCCAAAGUGAACUUGAAACGCAAAUCGGAAACAACUGGUGGAUCCGCCGCCAAGCAAACCAAAACGGAAAAAAUCAUCGUAGCCGUGGCUCAUCCGGAUUAUCCGUCAGCUAAGAUAACUAGCGAACAAGCCGGUAAGAUCAAGUCAGCUAUUCUCAAGAAGGUAUUGGACGAAAAAGACACGGGUAUUAAACCGAACUUCGAAGAAUGCGUUUUCACCAACGAUUACUUGCGAGUCACUUGUUCUGAUUCUGAAACCUUCACUUGGCUCAAAGCAAUCAUCGGAACGCUUGAGCUUUGGGAAGGUGCAUCGCUUAGCGUAUCCAACGAAAGAAAGUUGCAGAAUAUUGGGGUUUAUAAUGCUACUUUUGAGGACAGCAAGGAUGAAUCGAAUGAACAAAUUUUCGAUUUCAUCCAGUCCCAAAAUACUGGUUUUGACACCGGGAAAUGGAAAAUCGUUUCUCGUAAAGAUAUUCCCAGCACUACGAAAGUUACUUUAACUUUCACAAUGGAUCCUCAAUCAAUCAAACCUUUGAAAGAUGUUGAUUAUAAUAUUAAAUACAAAUUCGGCAAGGUUCAAAUUUACAAAAAAGAUCGUGAAACCGGUAAAAUUUUCAUCCCCACUAAGAAGGUCGCUAACGCACCGAAGGGUCGACCACAGCAGAACGUUUGGUCAUCUGCUCCCGGUCGCGUCAAUCCUAAGUCUGGACCGCAAUCGCGCGGAAGGCCUACCUUCAACGCGAGCUCCAACCGCGGCUCGAACUUCCGCAAUCGUAGCGGUCCUCCGAAUCCACCACCACUAUUCCGGGGCAACUCGGGGGGUAAUCCUAUUGAAAGUCUCUUUGAGCAGUUCAACCGCUUGAAUAAUCUGGCCAAUGCUGCCCGCGGUGGCAAUUUCCCCGGCAACAACAGCAGUGGUGGUAACUUCAACAAUGGCUUCAACGGCGGCAACUUCAAUAGGGGUGGUGGUGGUGGAGGCCGUGGCGAAAGCUUAAACAGAAGUGGCAACUCUGGUGGAGGCCGCGGUGGUUCCGGCUUCAACAACCGAGGAGGAAAUCCAAACCGCAAUAAUAAUUCUCUUAAUCGUCGCCGUAACAACCCUCCCGGAGGCAAUCGCAUCGCUAAACGAUCCAAACCAUUCUAAACCUGUACUGUACUGUUCCAAAAUUGUGGUGGAGAAAUUAAAUGCAUCUUAAUUCACCGACUAUAUUAAUAAAUAUCUUAAGUUAAGGAA